This is a messenger RNA of Microthlaspi erraticum, 357 nucleotides long. NCBI's taxonomy places the organism in Eukaryota, Viridiplantae, Streptophyta, Magnoliopsida, Brassicales, Brassicaceae. The record is from the annotation of a GenBank genome assembly.
AUGGAAACAAGAGAUCGGCUUGCUUGGCUCUCACAUGGAUCAGGAGAGUACACUGUCAAAACAGGGUAUUUUGUUGCCAGAAAUCGUGCCAAUGGUAAAAGGAAUGAAGUAGAGCCAGAUAGUACCUUCAACUGGAUAACAGAGAGAAACAACGCUUCACCUUCUAUUCCAUUGUCCUUUUGCUCAAUCGGUCUGGAAGUUGGCGCCAUUCAGAGAACAAGUGGUAUCAGCAGGCUUCACCUCUACAAAAGCCGGAAUUGCAGGAAUCAAAAUGCUACUACCCCUUCCGCCUAUAGGAAUUCAAGCUGGAUCUUUGACCCCUUGGAUCCUAUGGAGUAUUUGGCUGAGCAGAAAUAG